AUGUUUACAGCCAUUCCGCUGAGGUUACAAGGACCAUCGAGUGCAAAUGGUACUGGUCGUGUGGAAGUAUUCUACAGAGGGCAAUGGGGAACAAUCUGUGAUGAUAUUUGGAAUAUGAAUCAUGUGAGAGUAAUAUGUCGUCAGCUUGGAUUUAAAUAUGCUGUUCGGGCUCUUCAAGGAGGUCAGGUCCCUCGUGGUUCUGGACAGAUAUGGUUAGAUGACGUUCGCUGUUCUGGUAGUGAACAAAAUUUGACCAGUUGUUCCCAUCUUGGUUGGGGAAAUCAUAAUUGCCAGCAUCAUGGGGAUGCCGGAGUUGAAUGUUCUUCAGCAGGUAAAGUUAACGUAGUGCACGUGAGCCGUAUAUUGUUCCACUGGAUAUAGAUAUCUCGAACUCAUUAAUAAUUCAUGAGCAAAUUAGCGAAUGAACUCACCCUAAUUCGUCACAUGAUUGAGGUUGGAUACCGCAAGGAAACACGCUAAAAAUCAUAUACCAUCACUGUUGUUAGAUGAAAAACGGUUUUCAUCUAAUAACUGAGAUCCUAAUUACAAAUUCAAGUCAAAACACAACAAUUAUACUAUAAUAAUUACUGACGGUCAUAAUAACCUAUUGUUUUCUCUCUGCAUUAUAUCAGCGAAUGUCGAGAAGCUAAAAUAGCACCCAGCAUUAUUAAAAAUAAUGCAGCGUGCACACAGCAUUAUUAAAAAUAAUGCAGCGUGCACACAGCAUUAUUAAAAAUAAUGCAGCGUGCACACAGCAUUAUUAAAAAUAAAGCAGCGUGUAUCAGUGCACACAGACAUUAUUCGCAAUCCUUCGUCAUCCUGACAAGUACACGCGAUAACGUGAACAUCUCAAGAUGAGGUGACAGUGCUAAAGGCCCCUCAUACAAUAUCAUCGGGCGCCUGAAGCACUGCCAAAACAGUCACUGUGAGUCCUUUCAGCUCAACUUUAUAGAGAAAUAGUUUCGUUUGCGCUUGUGGGAUUUUAUCCUAGAUAUACGCAUGUGCAGAACACACUAUAAGUUCUAUUCCCGUGUUUAUCCAGUUUAAUACGCUCUUUGAAUUAACCUUAUCAUUAAUGAUAAUAUGUAAACUAGAACACUAUAAUUGACCUCCGCUUGUGGAGAUUUUAACUUAGGGCGAUUAAUUAAACUGAAAUCUGUUCUAUCAAUUAGAUGCAUUACAUGCAUGUCCUCAAAAAUGUCUAGUGUAACGUUGGAUAGAUUCAUUGUCAUACGGUCCCAACAAGCAGCAACGUAGUCUUCCAGCCGAAAAUAAUUACUUUUGAUUCGGGUCAGUAAUUAUAAUAGAUAAUUACUGAGGCCAACGGCAUUGUUCGAUAUAUUAUAAUAAUAGGUCCCCCGUUAUAUAAUAUAAUAAUAGGUCCCCCGUUAGCGCUUAAUAAAUUGAACAGCCAAUGAAAUGUUUUCGUUCGAGAUGUUGUGUAAACAACUCGUUUCUCGUGUUUCAUCAGGGGACCAAACACUCGAAAACAAUAAAACACUCGCGCUUCGCGCUCGUGUUUCAUACAGUUUUCUCGUGUUUGGAUUCCCUGAUGAAACACGAGAAACGAGUUGUUUACAUAUAACAUCAUAACGGGACCAGUUUUUGUUCCUUAGCUUUACCGCUGAAGGGCUACCGUUGUCAAAUAAUUGAAGUUGGAAAUGAUUAAAGCUUCAGGACAUCUUUUUAACGAGGGGGCGGUCAAAAUUCCAGUAUUUUAACGGGGGGUGGGUUUGUAUGUUUAUGGGAAUUGCUUGAUUGCAAUGGGUAUAUUGAAUGGUUUGAAUCUGAUAUCUUUGGUCUAGCAAAGCAUUUUUUUCACUUGUCUGUCGUGUAAGUGACAUUUAAUAUAACUACGCAGUAAUUAUAAAAAACUAACAAAGAACCUGGCAAAAAUAUCACUCAAAAUUUGUCAAAGAAAAUUUAUUAAAAUACUAAAUAAAUAUAAGUGUACCGAGUAAUAGUCUAGGACCUGUAUAGAUGUUUGUAUGCGUUUCAUUUUGCACAGGUAAUCUCAACUGUUUUAGGGUAAAAUGACCACGGCGGUCAACAUGGCAUAUGUGCCAAAACCUGAAUCCGGGGCGAAAGUCCUGAAAAUAACCCCGCCCUGAAACGGCAGUGCCGACAUAGCUCUAACUUCCGAAAAGCAAAAGCGACAGCCUUUAUGAAGUGCUUAUAGUGUUUAGAAGGGUUGCUUUUAGGGGUGGUCAGUGGAAGGAAAAAUUUGUCUAAGUAUAAUAUUUUACCAGAAAAUGACUAUGCACCACCCCAGGUAAAUUGCUGAUUAUGCACAAAAUAACUAAUAUGCCUGGCAGAAAUUUAAUGUUCUUAUUUCCUAAAGAAAAUUAUCAUGGGAUGAAAACUAUGCUUAAUUUAAUAUAAUUAUUGUAGUUUUCAUAAGGAUUGUCAUUGUUUUCUUUAAAUAUAAUACAUUUUAAUUCACUCACCCCCCACGAAAACACCAUUUCAGCCAUACUUUGUCGUCUUGUUUGCUUUUUAUCGCCGAGUCUCGCUGAUAUCAUCCAGUUGUUGUACUUUUACAUAAUGAUAGAUGGCUAAAGACGAUUUCGACGAAGUUUAAUGAAGUUUUGAAACAGUGCAAUGUAUUUUAUCUUUGAUAUUGUGUCUUUCGAUAUUUCGUCAUAUUGCCGCCAUUUUAAUGGCUCGCCGCUUCUCUGUCCGAUAAAUGCCACUUCUUCGUCUUCCUAUGUGUUUAGACUUCAGUAUCCAAGAGUACUUCGUUGUUGCAUAGUUCCAAUAAAAAGAAUGAAAACAUUUGUUGGGUUUUAAAUGGCAAAACCCUCCAGGUGAUUAUUUAGGUUCAAAAUAAAAUACAAAGCUUUUGAAAGUCACGCGCAAUGUUCGCGAAAACUUCUCGUGGACACAUGACAGGGGGGGUGAAUAUUUUCACGAAACGUUUGUUCGCCACCACACUGACCACAGAAACCUAAAAAAUUUUGUAUUUAUUGUAUUUUUAUGAAUUAUGAUAAAACUACCCAAAUAUUUAUUGUUUUUAUCAUAAUUCAUAAAAAUACAAUACAUUUUAGGUUUCUGUGGUGGCGAACAAACGUUUCGUGAAAAUAUUCAACCCCCCUGUCAUGUAUCCACGAGAAGUUUUCGCGAAGACUGCGCGUGACUUUCAAAUGCUUUGUAGUUUAUUUUGAACCUAAAUGAUUACCUGGAGGGUUUUGCCAUUAAAACCCAACAAAUGUUUUCAUUUUUUCGAUUGGUACUAUUCUACAACGAAGUACUCUUGGAUACUGUAGUUUAAACACAUAGGAAGACGAAGAAGUGGCAUUUAUCGGGCAGAGAAGCGGCGAGCCAUUAAAAUGGCGGCAAUAUGACGAAAUAUCGAAGGACACAAUAUCGAACAUAAAAUAUACUGCACUGUUUCAAAACUUCAUUAAACUUCGUCGAAAUCGUCUUUAGCCAUCUAUCAUUAUGUAAAAGUACAACAACUGGAUGAUAUCAGCGAGACUCGGCGAUAAAAAGCAAACAAGUCGGCAAAGUAUGGCUGAAAUGGUGUUUUCGUUGGGGGUGAGUGAAUUAAAAUGUAUUAUAUUUAAAGAAAACAAUGACAAUCCUUAUGAAAACUACAAUAAUUAUAUUAAAUUAAGCAUAGUUUUUCAUCCGAUGAUAAUUUUCUUUAGGAAAUAAGAACAUUAAAUUUCUGCCAGGCAUAUUAGUUAUUUUGUGCAUAAUCAGCAAUUUACCUGGGGUGGUGCAUAGUCAUUUUCUGGUAAAAUAUUAUACUUAGACAAAUUUUUUCUUCCAAUGACCACCCCUAAAAGCAACCCUUCUAAACACUAUAAGCACUUCAUAAAGGCUGUCGCUUUUGCUUUUUGGAAGUUAGAGUUAGGUCGGCACUGCCGUUUCAGGGCGGGGUUAUUUUCAUGACUUUCGCCCCGGAUUCAGGUUUUGGCACAUAUGCCAUGUUGACCGCCAUGGUCAUUUUACCCUAAAACAGUUGAGAUUACCUAUGCUAAAUGAAACGCAUACAAACAUCUAUACAGGUUCUAGACUAUAAGGACUUUGAAAUCAUAACCAGCCUUAAAACCCUAUGAACACGUUGAUCAGAAUUAUUUUAAUAUAAAUUGGUUCGCAUAAUACUAAAAUAAUAAAAUCAAAACAGUCAACAAGACAAUACAAUAGCAACAUUGUCUUAACAAUAGCAACAUUGUCUUUAUUCAAUACUAUGUCAAGAUCUCGGUCAAGAUCAACCUCCACAGGCGAAUUUAUGAAAAAAAUAUUUUACCGUCAAGUUAUUUUUAAUAUAGUAUUCAGCGAAGAUCUUUUAUUUUUCAAUGUGCAAAUUACAAUCAUAUAGUACUUUAUCAUUGUUAUCAAUAUUCAUCACCCUAGUAAUAAUACAGUACAUAAAUUAAGAACUGAUAUUGGAAUAUGUAAGUAUAUGAGAAAAAAUCAUACAAAUUUACCUUCAAAAGAAAUAUAUUGAAGGGAUUCACCCAUCUCGUCCAUGUUUCCGUCGUGAAGAAAGCAAAAUACGUUAAAAAUCCAGAAAAUUGAACAAUGGCUUUGGAAUUUCUGAAAUCGACGGAAAUCUCACAAAUCGACACGUUUUCAUGCACUGCGCUUCCGCGUCCCGUAUAACCACAGCGGCCCAAUCUCGCAAGGGUCAGUAUAUGGUAAUGUAUAUUAUUGUAAAAAUAUGUCAUAAAAUAUAAAUUUUAAAAUGAAAUUGACUUGCCUAUUUGAUUGUGUAUUCUCUUCUAUUCCACUUUUGUUGGACUAAUGUUUUCCGAGACUUUGUACUCGAUGGUACUAGUAUACAUGAUACAUGAUAAAGGCAAACUAUUUCCGAUCGUCGAUCCGACGGCACGGCAAUUCGAAUUGAAAAUUCUCGGACUCAAUUAGCUUUAUUCUCAAAAACAAUUCGCCAGCAUGUAAAACAAAUGCCGUUUUUCGAAAAUACGGAGACACUUCGGCGGGAUGUACAAGUUUUGGACCAUAUUUUAACAAUGGAAUUCAAAACCCAUUUAACCCAACGGUUUCAAAACCCAACGGUUUUAAGAGGCCUGGUUGCCCAGGCAUUCGCCGUAGUAAUUUUCGGUCUUUUGAAAGUACAAUAUAAAAUGGGUUUUGGUUUCCAUUGUUAAAAUAUGGUCCAAAACUUGUACAUCUCGCCGAAGUGUCUCCGUAUUUUCAAAGAACGGCAUCUGUUCUACAUGCUGGCGAAUUUUUGGUGCCUCGCAGAGGCAGCACACUAUUCUUGACUACGCGGUGUUUCUCCAGAGUCCAAUCGACCCAGUCUUUCGCGCGAUCUAUGUAUUGUCGAGAUCUUGAUCUUGUGUCUGUCUGUCUGUAUGUAAAGAUGUCGUAAUCCGGGGGAAAUAAUUAAGCUUCAACAACGUUUGUUUAAUGAGGGGAGCGGUCAGAAACAAGAUUUUGCAUUGCGCGCGCAAUUCCAUGUGCUCAAGAAUCAAGAUUUUACAAUUGGUUUUCAUACAGGCUUUUUAUACGGAUGCAAGUUAUCGAAAAUUUUCGUUAAAAUUCAGGUAAAUAUGGCUCUAUUUCUUUCUUCUGAAAUACAUCAAGGCAAUGACCUUUUUAGUGUUCAAUCUAGAGGCAAACAAUGUGCUUUUAUGAGUUUAUCUGCAAUUUUAACUGCCCAAAAUAUCCCACUGAUCGAUUGGUCAAAAACAAUAUUGAGUAAUGUCUUAUUACAAGGAGACAAAAUGUAUUUGCAAGCUCUGGAUAAUGGCUUUGUUGUCUUAGAACCUGGUGUCAAAUUCCUAUCUGUAGAUAACUUACCUAAAGUUGUCAGUGUUUCAAGUUGAACGAACAUGUUUUCUUACGAGAUAUGCGAUUCUGUCAUCGACACAAGUAAUAUAUCAUCUGUAGUGCAUGCGAAAACAACUACAACACCUGUGAAUCCCUUUGAUAUACAAUUUAACGCUGAACUACCCAUGGUUGUAGGACAAAACAGUAAAAGUGUACCCAUGGUGGCACAACAAAAUCAUAACAGUCCACCUAUGAUGGUAGGACAAAACAGUAACAGUCUACCCGUGGUGGUACGGCAAAAUAAUGAGAGUCCACCUGUGAUGGUAGGACAAAACAGUAACAGUCUACCCGUGGUGGUAAGACAAAAUAACAACAGUCCACCCGUGGUGGUAAGACAAAACAGUAACAGUAUACCCGUAGUGGUGCGGCAAAAUAAUAACAGUCUACCCAUUGUGGUAGAGCCCAAUCAGGCACAAAAUAACAUUGAGCUACCCAUUGUGGUAUAGAGCCUGUUGAGGCAAAAAGUACCACUGAUCUGCCCAUUGUUGCUAGGGGGAACACGGAUCUAUCUAUUGGUGUAGAGCACAAUUCUGUGUUGCCUAAUGAGGAAAACAAUAAAAACCAAAUUUGGUUUAUAAAUUAUGGAAAAGAGCUUCAAGGUCUUGUUAUAACCAACCGAGAAAUUGAGUCACACUACUAUGACAUUCACACAGCACUUUUGAAAGUGUUUUCAAAUUAUAGUUGUCCUUUUUUAAUAUUAGAAGGCUAUAUGAUGGCAUUGAUGAAGCAAGCAGAUUUUUUCUAUUUAUUUGACUCCCAUGCCAGAGACUCUAGUGGCAUGCCUGAUCCUAAUGGCACUGCUGUUGUUAUGAAAUUUGUUAGUAUUCUAGAAUUAGAACAAUAUUUGUAUUCUGUUUCAGUGACAUUGCAUGCCAAUUUAUUUGAAAUUGUACCUGUGCAAUUAAAUAUAUGUAAAGGAUCAAGAGUAUGUCCUGAAAAAGAGGCUUUUAAUAGAAAAUGAAGGUGAUAAACAAGCUAAACUUAAGAAAGCUAGUGAGUAUAAAAAAAUAAAGCAGUCAGAGGGAACUGACAGUGAGCGGCAAAUAAGACUUCAAAAAUUAAGUGAGUCUAUUAAACAGAAACGUUCAGAGGAAACUGACAGUGAACGGCAAAUAAGACUUGAAAAUUAA
Paramuricea clavata is the source of this 6932-nucleotide messenger RNA. The record is from the annotation of a GenBank genome assembly. NCBI's taxonomy places the organism in Eukaryota, Metazoa, Cnidaria, Anthozoa, Malacalcyonacea, Plexauridae.